Molecule: messenger RNA, 4454 nt
Organism: Penicillium samsonianum
Lineage: Eukaryota; Fungi; Ascomycota; Eurotiomycetes; Eurotiales; Aspergillaceae
Product: PE repeat family protein
Exons: 5
Coding region: 414-4454 (1346 amino acids)
Source: RefSeq, a predicted model, not a curated record
CGACGUGGCCCAAUUACAAUUGACUCCAUCGGGCAGUUCAUUGGUGACGUUCAGGGCCCAAGACCGUAAUGCACUUUGUUGUCGUCCCAUCCGACCGCAUUGGAGACGAACUAUUAUACGCUGCCUCACCAUGACUGUCCAAUGCGACCUCUGUGUCACCAGAGAAACAAGCAUAUCCUUCCUUUCCCUUUUAGUACUCUAAUACAUGAGGUACCCUACCCUGUUUCACACUCCUCAAUUGUCCAUAUUUUGUAUCUUUUGUUCCUCGAUUUCCCUUGCCGCCCCAUACUUUUCCGUGCAUCGAGCCCGACAAGCCGGCUUGUCAAUUUCCUAUUGUCCCGGUUCUCGUCACAUCACGCGCCAGUCAGCCUCGCCCAGGCUUUCGAUAUAUGAUACGUCAUUGACCGGGGAUCAUGGCCGGUAAGAGUAAGAAGAAGACGAAGAACAAUAAAAACAAUAACAAUCGCCCUCCCGUCGGUUCUGCACCACCCCCUGAACCUGAGAACAAAGACCUCGUCGACCCUGCCCCGGAACCGGCAGCAGCCGCUGUUGAGGAUGUCUUACAAACUAAAUCUUUCCAAUUCUACCCUGUCACCUAUUCAACGACCGAUCUGACCGAGGGCCAAAACCAGGACAACAAUGAGCCCACCGCCGCCGAACCGGAGAAGGACCCUGCCUCUGAAGAUCCCCCUGCCGCUGAGCCAAGUGGCGAUGACAGCCCGGCCGCUGAGCCUACAGAUUCCGCAGAGGCAGGACCAGCCGAGACUCAACCCGACGAGGCUGCCUCAGAAGCUAAGGAAGAGGGCAAGGAUGAGCCAGCACCAGAUGCAGAGAAUCCCGACGAGGCUUCCAAGGAGGCUGCCGUAGAAGACGCGAAACCCGACGACGGUGCAGCGCCUGAAGAGGAAGCAAAGUCUGAAGAGGAAGCUAAGCCUGAAGAGGAAGCUAAGCCUGAAGAAGAAGCAAAGUCUGAAGAGGAAGCUAAGCCUGACGAGGAAGCCAAGCCUGAAGGAGAUCCAAAGCCCGAAGACGACUCAAAGCCUGAAGAUGAAUCUAAACCCGAAAGCGGUGCAGCGCCCGACGACAGUGCGAAGCCUGAAGAGGAAUCUAAAUCUGAAGAGGAAUCAAAGCCUGCAGAAGAUGCAAAACCUGAAGGUGGAGAAGAUGCUCCAGCAGGCGAAGGCGCGAAAAAGGAAGGCGAUAACGGCAACAAUGAUGAAGAUUUCCCAGAUUUUGAUCUAGACGUAGAUCCCGAGGCAGUAGCAGCCGAGAAAGAAGCUGCUGCUAAAGCGGCCGCCGAAGACGCCCUAGAGAAUGGCGAAGAUCAACCAUCUGCCGAUGCAAGCCCUCCUCCGGAGGAACCAGCGGCACCCGAGCCAGCCGUGGAGGAGGCAAAGCCAGCGGGCAAGGAGCCAACGCCAACGCCAGAACCAGAACCGGCCACCGAGCCAGAGCCAGAGCCAACACCGGAGCCAGUGGCAGAACCAGUGGUAGAGGCGGAGCCGGAGCCAACGCCAGAGCCAGCCGCCGAGCCAGAGCCAGAGCCAACACCGGAGCCAGUGGCAGAACCAGCAGCAGAGCCAGAGCCAGAACCAACACCGGAGCCAGAGCCAGAACCAACACCGGAGCCAGUGGCAGAACCAGCAGCAGAGCCAGAGCCAGAGCCAACGCCAGAACCAGCCGCCGAAACAGCGCCGGAGCCUGAAGCUGAGCCUGAAAAGCCCGUAGAUAAUCCUCCUGACACCCCAGCCCCAGAAGAGCCAACAGCACCCGAGCCACCCGCGGAGGAGCCUAAGCCAGAGGAAAAGCCAACGGGCAAGGGUAAGAAAAAGAAGGGCAAGAAGGGCAAGGCCUCCAAGGCAGCCGACGUAGCCGAGGUAGCCGAGCCAGAGCCAACGCCAGAACCAGAACCAGCGGCAGCGGCAGAGCCAACACCAGAACCAGCCGCUGAAGCAGCGCCGGAGCCUGAAACAUCAACUGAAACAAGCGAACAACCAGCGGAAGCAGAGGCGGAGACAAAACCAGAGGUCGCACCCGAACCAACAGAAGCACCAGCAGAAGAGCCUGAACCUGCUCCACCUGCAGCAGAAGAAGAAAAGGCCCCCGAAGAACCUAUCAAGGAAGCAGAACCGGAAGGUACGCCAGUUGAGGAAACACCUGCUGCCGAACCUGAAGCUGCUGCGGAGGAGAAGGUGGAAGCUGUAGAGCCCGAACCGGUCGAGGAAACCCCGAAAGAGGCACCCGUCGAAGAAAGCACUCCAGCCGAGCCUGCGCCCGAACCCGCUGCUGAACCCGUUGCUGAGCCUCCCGCGGAGCCUAUCGUUGAAGCUCCUGCCGAGGAAGCUCCUGCCGAGCCUGCUCCUGAACCAGCUGCUGAGCCUGUUGCCGAACCUGCCGUUGAAGCUCCCGCCGAGCCUACCCCCGAGCCUGUUGUUGAAGCUCCGGCUGAGCCUGCUCCUGAACCCGCCGUUGAAGCUCCCGCCGAGCCUGCUCCUGAACCCGCUGCUGAGCCUGCUGCUGAGCCUCCCGCGGAGCCAGUUGUUGAAGUUCCUGCCGAGGCUGCCCCCGAACUCGCUGCCGAGCCUAUUGUUGAAGCUCCUGCUGAGCCUGUUGCUGAGCCUACCCCCGAACCCGCUGCCGAGCCUGUUGUCGAACCUCCCGCUGAGCCUGAACCUGCUGCUGAACCUGCUGCUGAACCUGCUGCUGAACCUGCUGCUGCUGAGGAGCCUGCCAAGGAAGCGCCCGCUGUCGAGGAACAGCCCGCUGAGGAGCCAGUCGAAGAGCCUGCACCUCCCGCACCGGAAGCCGUUGAGCCAAUUCCUGAAGCUACCGAGGCACCUGCCGCUGAAGAGAAGGAAGUGACUGAAGAUGCCCCCGCUGCGGCAGAUCCUGUAGAGACUCCUGUCCCAGAACCAGCGGUUGAGGAGGCACCUGCUCCUGCCCCAGUGGAAGAGACACCAGUGGAGGAAGCGCCCGCUGCCGAGACAGCCGCCGAAGCUGUAGUAGCACCGGAAGUCGUACCCGAUGAGGCACCAAAGGAGAUUCCAGAGGAAACACCUGCUGACGAGCCAACGCCCGAGCCAGCUCCUGUCGAAGUUGCCCCAGCUGAGACCCCGGCACCUGAGGAAGCUCCGGCUGAACCGGUAGUUCUGGACGAGGUCCCAGCUGAGACACCAGAGGCCGAUGUAGCUGCAGUCCCAGUCGAGACUCCAACGCCGGAAGAGGCAUUGCCUGAGACACCGCCAGAGGAGCCAACCCCUGAGUCAGAGGCUGCCAGAGACCUCCCCGCCGAAGACCCACCAGCAGAACCAGAAGCUGCCCCCGAGCCAGUCGCUAUGCCCGCUAGCGACGAAGUGGCGCCCGACGAGCUCGUACCCCCAGCAGACGCCCAGCCUGAGGUGGAGAUAAUCGACGCCGAGCCUCUCGACGAAAGCGCGGAAGCCGCAGCAGCCCGCCACAGCUCCCGACGCCGCAGAAAGCGCAGCUCACCGAUCGAGGGAGAACGUCGGCAGUCCAAGACAUCUUCCGAAGGCCGCCGGGAUCAACUCCAGCGCCAGAAGAGCGAGCGAGGCAUCUUCACCAACCGCUGGGCCAAGGCACUGGAAGAAGCACGACGCCAACACGACGAGAAAUCCCAGGUGCAACGAAAGCAGCGCGCUCUUGCCGAGGAGCGAGAGCGCAGCGGCAUCCCUGCUCCCGAGAAACUGAAGCGAUCGAAGAGCUCGUCCAAGGAGAAGGUGAAGGAGAAGGAGAGGGCAAUGGAACCAGAAAUGGAGGCCGAAGUCAUCGAAUCCAGACCCAAACGCCGCACCUCCGACACUCCCUCGAGCCAACCCCAACCUCUCGAGCGAGCCCGCUCAACUAGGACCUCUUCAUCGAAGCAGGUAUCAACAUCGGUGCCGACGCCCAAGCCCCGUGCCUUCCUGCGAUACAUGACGGAAGGCAAAUCGGAUACCAAUGGGCCUUUGCUACGCCUAAAUGCCACCAAGGCUGCACCGCCGAUUGAAAGGCCGCGCCGGUCAUCGACAAGUCAUAGCAGUGGCAGCCGUCACGAUCGGGCGGAGUAUGAAGAGGGACAGUCGAAUGGUCGGUCUAGUGGAUCACGGUCGCGACGCGACGAGGAGCCUCCUCGCAGUGAGCGUGUUGAGCGCACUGAGAGUAGGAGAUUGCGACGCUCGUCGACGGCUGAGCAUGGUCGAUCUAGGGAGGAGAGGAAGGAGAGGGAGAGGGAGAAAGAGCGUGAGCGUGUGCGUGAGAGCGAACGUGAGCGUGAACGGGAACGGGAAAUAGAGGGAGAUAAGGAGAGGGAGAGGGAGAAGAAGCCUGAGGGCUCCUCCCGACGUUCCAGGGAGACGAGAGAGGUUCGCUCUCAUCGUCGGCACAGGCGCGAGGAAUCGCCUCCCCGAGAGGAGUCGAAGCUGAAGGGUCUCUGGAGAGCCAUUGCUGCCCAUUGA